AUAAUUUAAAGCGAAAACAAGUGAAAAGUGAUCAAACUUAAUAAUAUUUUUAAUAAAAUGAAUUCGUUUUUUUAAUAACAGAAAUAUAUACAAAAGGAUAAAAUCGCAAUGUCGUUUAAGAGGUUAAAAGUUCGUAGCGAUCUGCUUCCGCAAGCUACCAAUCCCACAAGUGAGUGCACCAGAUGCGUUAAUUUUCAAGAACAAUUUAAUGAAAUUAAAGAACGCGAUGAAAACUUGAAAUUAUCUAUGUUAGACAAGUUGGAGCAAAUCGAAAAAAACCACCUUUUACAAAGCAAAGCUGUUAUGGCAGUUUUGGCAGAACAUAAAAUUUUAAUCAGCAAGCUAAUUCGCCAGGAAUCUCUCGCUGCGCCCAUUGGCGACCUCUUUCCAAUUUGUACCGAUGAAGCUUUAGCCGCCGUAGAUGAAAAAAUAUUUCAGGACAACCGAGACAUUUACGUUUCCAUGAUGAGAAAACUCUUUCAGUAUUCCGCCCAUAAAAAUUUCAGAAACAUUCUCGCCGAAUCGAUGAUAAUACGAUAUAACAUAGAUGGUACACAUGGAAAACAAAGCCUGAAGUCUUUUAAAAAAUGUUAUGCUGCGCUUUUAGAUGCCAUUUCGCAAUUACCAGGUGUUACUAAUCCAGAAGAGCAAUUACGCCGUGCUUUCAGGGUUCAAAAAAAGCGCCACUUUAAAAAUGCAGCAACACCAAAUAAUCAGUAAUUAAUUUCUGAACUGAAUAAUUAAUAUAACGCCUUAUUCACACCUUGGACUGAAUCCUUAAUAUAAUUAUAAGAAAAGAAAGUACAAACUUAAGUUAUUUACUGAAUUUUGGCAUAAGAGCUUAACGUAUAUUUGCAAGUUUAAAAUGUAAGCGUAUAUAUAAAA
Molecule: messenger RNA, 885 nt
Organism: Rhagoletis zephyria (snowberry fruit fly)
Lineage: Eukaryota; Metazoa; Arthropoda; Insecta; Diptera; Tephritidae
Source: RefSeq, a predicted model, not a curated record